AUGGGUCGGGAAUACACUGUUUGCAAGGGCUGCGGAAAUUGGAUCUACACAGAUCUAAUCACGCAGGUCUACAAGGCCUUGGAAGGGGUAUGGGAACAAAUUCCCGAAGCUGCCCGUGUUGAACUCUCCAAGGCCGGUUUCAGGGCUCCGGUGGAGGACAAGUCGUCCGAUGAGGUGGCCCUUCUGGACCUAUUGCAGGCCCAUAUUGGGGAUCUGCCAGCGGACGUCCAGACAGCGCUGCACAACAGGAACAAGGUUCCUGAUGUUCCGCCAGAAGAGGCCGCCAUAACAGCCACGAACGAGCUAAAAGGGGCAUCCACCAAGUUGCGGUCCCUAGGCCACCGCAAAAUUCGUCUCCAAGCCAAGAUUGACGAAUCGAAAGCCGCCCUCAAGGCGUUGUAUGUUGAAAUGCAAAACUUGAUGCAAGAGCUGAAGGCGGCUGAGGAAAAUAUGGAAACCCUUGCCAAGACCUUCCGGGACAAGGUACUCCAAGCGCCCGUUCAAGAAGAAGAUGAGGACUUUAAUCUGUCCGAGGUGCUUGGAAGCAUUGGCCUUUCCCUUGAUGAAGCCCAACUCCAAAAGGUGCGGGAUGCCCAGGCCCAGCACAAGCUCCAGCGAAGGCAGAAGGCUGCGGAGCAGUUGCUGGCCCAUGCCGGUUUCCCGCCGGGACUUGGGGGGAAUCCUCCAGGUAUAGGGGGUCAGGCCAUUGCAGCCCAGUUGGAGGCUAUUGGGGUGACCCUGACCCCAGACCAAAAGAACAUGGUAAUCACUGGGCAGUGGCCCGGCCCCUCACAGACAAUCGAUCUCAAGGCGGCAAUUGAGCAAGGAUGCCCCAACAUGGAAAUCGAAGACCUUGAGCUAAGAAGAGAAGAACUUGAAGUGCAGCUGGAGCGCAAACGACGCAAGCUGGCUACCCAAAGCGCCUCCCCACCCACCUCCGUCAAAGAAGGAGGCAAGGAAAAAGGGGAGCGCAGAGGUUCGGAAGCCGAACAAGGUUUUGUCACUGUGUAUAAAAAGAAGUGGAAGGCUAAGGGCCAGCUUUCUCGGUCCAAAGACGUUGAGAAGGCUAGCACCCGUGUGCCCUCCGCCAGCCUUUCAGGCACUCCCGAGUCCCAGGCUGUUUUGACCACACCAUCCAAGCCAGGGACGGAGGACGAUUUUGACCCUUCCCCCUUUUCUAGGGGGGUUUUUACAAAUACUAUCUCACCUGAGUGGAGGGAGUUCGGUGCUUCCCCAAUCAAUCUCUACAACCGGUUUUCAGCCCUGGCGGAAGACGAAAAUCCCCACGAUGAAUUCACCUCCCUCCUCCUCAAGGCCAAAGAACAGUCACUUGCUGCAUGUGAGGAGGAAUUGGUGGAACUGGUGGACAGAAUGCCCAUCCGCCAAGGGUCUCUUGAAGAAUGGGCGGCCAACCAUGCAUUGCAUCAACUUGCCACUCACAGAAACGAACCCAGUGUUUGUUUGGAGGCAAUUGCAGAUGCAAAAAGGCAGCCCAAAGACGAACCAGCAAAAUUUGAAAUCACAGUUGCCAACGUCACAAGAUGGAGAGCUGAGAUCAAAACGUGGCUCCUAGAUAGGCGACCACAGGGGGUGUGUCUCCAGGAAACCCACCUCACAGCCAAAGAACAGCAUCUUGCCAUCCAUCAGUUGGACCAGGCCGGGUACGUUGCCUGGACCCUACCGGCCCACCCAACUGAGGGGGGCAAAAACUCUGGAGGCGUCAUGAUCGCGGUUGAAAAAGAUCGAAAUUUCCGAUUCCUGAGAUCCUUUGGUGUCGAAGGUAAAGGGUAUGUGGCAGUGGUAGGUAGAACAGGGAAGAGGGACAUUGUUUUCAUUUCCGUCUACCUUGAAACCAGUGUAGGCCUCACUGGAGGACACAACCCCACCAUUGUCGGUGAUCUUCUUGCCUUCAUUAAAGGCCUUACCAUUGAAUGGUUUGUGGCUGGGGAUUUCAACAUCCCACCACAAGACAUACUCGAAACCUCGAUUGAGUCCCUCUUGCGCGGGAAAGUGCUAGCUACCAACGAGCCCACCAUUAUGGGUGGCAAUGAAAUCGACUUUGCCAUUGCUAGCCACACCGUCUCAAAUGGGCUCGAAAUCAAAGCUGAUUGGGACGUUCCCUUCAGGGCGGAUGACGCCAUUACAGCUGGGUUUGCCGGUUUCACUCAGCGUGUUGAGGCGAGCCUCUAUCCCUCAGACAUCAGAGGUGAUGGGAAAAACCAUCUGCGCCACCUUUACCGGGCACUCAAGACUGAGGAAAACAUCACUACUCGCCCAUUUGCGGACCUUGUGGUGGAGGCCCAGAUGGGUGGUGCUAUGAAAUGCUCCGAGCAUUACCUCAUGAAGCCAUUCUUGAAUUGGCUAACAUGGUUCGACAAUGGGAAGUUGAAGCCCAGCAGCCGAUACAUAGAAGCGCAGGGGAGUCUGUCUCGCCCCAUCCGAGCUACCAGAGGUCUCAUAGCAGGUUGCCCUCUCGCCCCUGCUCUUUCCAGAGUUGUGCUCCACGAUCCGAUCUCGAAGAUGCACUCUGCCUCCCCUGUACACCACAUCGAUUUGUGGGUGGACGACUGCUCAGCAGAUUUUGUCGAUUCUCAUGCGCCAACAGUCGCUACUCAGGCCAUCAAGUGCUACAGGGAGCUUAAAGCUGACCUCGAGAACCAGGGCCUGAUGGUCAGCACCACCAAAACGGCUUUCAUCUGCUCAAACAAGGCCUCUGCCAGAGAGCUGCAAUCCUUGCUCGGAGAACAUGAACCCCCCAUCAAAACCUUAGGCAAGGACCUUGGUUUGGAUUAUGCUGCGGGACAGAGGAGGCGAAUCACAGUGGCCAAAGGCAGGCACGCUAAAGGAGGGCAGCGAGCCAGGAAAUUGACCAAGCUGCAAGUCAAAAGCACUAGCAUCCGGGUUAGACUCUUCAACGGUUCCAUCCGGUCCUCCGCCUUGUAUGGGCAUGAAGGGGUUGGGGUAGCGCCUAAACGGCGCAAAUGGUUCAGAAGUUUGCUUGCUGCGGCCUUGGGCCGACCCACGCUUGCCAGCACUGACUCAGCCCUUGAGUUCCACUCGAACAAGGUUGUAGACCCAGCCUACACCAUCAUGUCACAGCAUUUCAAGGCGGUACGGCGGCUUCUUCUCAGCUGGCCCGACAGGGACAUUGGCAGAUUGCACCAGAGCUGGGACAAACUCGGGCAAUGGCUGAGCGAAGCUGAACAUCCCUGGAAAAGGGCGGCUGGACCGCUUGGAGCCGCCUGGUGCUACCUUCAAGAGUUGGGGUGGGAGGCUAUCAGCCUCAGUAAGUGGCGCGUUGAAGGCGACAUUCUUGACAUCCGUCAGGGCCCUGACUUCCAUAGACUUCUUUUCCAGCUAAAACAUCUAAUUGACACCAGGCGACACCGCCGCAUUGCUCAAUCAGAUGGUGGCAAAGGAUUAGAGACAGGACCGGACUGGACAACCCCCAGAAGGCUCCUCAAACAAGCCAACAAGCAGGAAAAGGCGGCGCUCCAAGCGUUGUGGCAAGGCGCCGUCAAGGCGUCUCCAACAGCCACGUGUUCCCUAUGCAACCUACCUGCCACCAAGAAGCAUGUACUCUGGGAAUGCAAAUGGUGGAAAAAGCAUGGUGAACAACCGCCUAGAUGGUGGGAGGAUUACCCGGAGCAUCAAUCCACCGAUUGUCUGUGGAAUUUUGGGCUCAUGCCCAACCUUCCCAGGGAAAUGCCCUCCGGAGAUUCCAUUCUGGAAGUCCAGGGAGUCCUCCGCAAUCCAGACCAAAUCCCUAAAGGCGCUUUCGCGGCCACUGACGCCAGUGGUGGCCCCACCACUGACCAUCGGCUUCAAACCGUGGUGUGGGGGUUGAUAGUCUAUGAAUGGUGUGGGGACACGCCCAAGCAAAUUGGGUCCAUUGCUGGUCUCCUUGGUAAUGAGCAGUCAGUGUACCGAGGGGAGGCUAAGGCCAUCCAACAAGCGGCCCUUCUCCUUCCAGAAGGGACCGACGUCACCAGUGAUUGCAAAGGGGCCGUUGCGCCGGGGGGAGGCCCGGAUCCCCCCGCCGUGAAUCCGGCGGAUGGCGUUCCAGGGGGUAAAGGCGAGAUCCCCUUCAAGCGGCCUUCCAAGAAGGACAGAGAUCGCCUUGUGCAGCUGGGUUUGUGGCCACCUCCCAAGGGGCAAGGCAAGAACGCCCGAACAGGCCCACACCCGGCAGAGGAAAGGGGUCACGCCAGACCACCCACACCUCCCCCCGUCAGACGGCGAGCUCCAGCAGAAAGAAGUCCUUCAACGAGCCGCAGCCGCGCGCCGCGCCAAGAGGGGACUGAUGCAGAAGCACCAGCUGCGGAGUCCCCCUCGCAGUCUUCGCACUCGACGGAGCUUCGACGAGCCUCACCCGACCAACCGCGGCACCAACCUGAGCCGAGCCCAACCCCACCUGCCGAGGGGGGAGAGGCAGACACCGACCCAAUGCCAGUCAAACAGGAGUCAACCGAGGAGUUUAGCUCCGGAGAGUCGUCUGGAGAGGCGGCACCUCUUCCACCUUGGCCUCUCCUGGCAGAUAGCCUCCACCUCACGGUUGACCGGGUUCGCCGUAGCAACAACCGUGACUUCUGGCUGUCUAACCUCGGCCCAACCUUGUGGUUGGAUUGCUUCCCAACCUUCAAGGGUUCCAACCUCCUGGGCAUAGGGGGAACGCGAGCAGUGUACACCUCACCCACCUCAGACGGCAAGGUGUGGAAGAUUGCUCUCAAAGCAGAGCCCAGCCGCCAUGGGAUUGAGCAAACAAUUGGGCAACGGCUCCCAGGUUUAUGUGCCACUCAAACCAGGAUGGUGGGGACGGGGCAGCUCACCAUCCGCGACUUUAAGACCCUGGAGAUUGAGGUCUUGGAGGUUGAGCGUCUCACGCUGUUGCCUGACCAGCCUUCCAACCUCCAGGUCUUGCACAUGUUCAUGGUCCUCACAGCCCUUGUGGGUGCCGGCAUUUGGGUAGCGGCGUGGGCCAGAGGCGUCGUCCGCACGGACCAUGCUAGCCCGCGGCGACUCGCCAUCGCCUUCAGGCAGCGCCUCCUUGCCACAGAUGGGGGGAAGGAGGUUCUUGGGACUUUGGUCCGUCAAGGGGUCAUCAUCCCUAGUCCCUCGCUGAACCUGUGCCUCCCGAUGACGGUCAAUGGAGUCAACAGCAGCGGGGACUGGUGUGGCGCUGGUGCCCAAGAGGGGCUGGAUUGGACGCCACAUCACAAGCUGACGAAGAUGGGAGGAUGCUUCGCAGCAGAUGCAAAAGUGGAAGCGGAAGGCUUGAUCUUCGCCACUGACGCAAGUGGAGGUCCAGGAGGAAUAGACCCACGUGUACAAACAUCAGCCCUCGCAGUGGUGGCUAUGUCCUGGACAAAAGGUGUGCUGGUGGAAGUCGGACGGAUUACAGAGCUGGUCUACCCGUGGCAGCCGGUGGUGGACAUGGAGCGCCGUGCACUUUUCCGACUAAUGGAGCACACGGAGGAUCUGAUUGAUGUCACUAUGGAUUGCAAGCCGGCAGUCCAAGCGCUACAAAAAACACAACCGCCGGAGGAUGACCUGGAAUGGAGCAAAGUGUGGAAUGACAGGAAACGUAUCAAGGCAACAUGGGUCCCGUCCCACAAAACUGAAGAGGAAUUCCUGGCGAAGAUGGGGCCGGGCACGUUGUGGCGACGUGCAGCGAAUGACAUGGCAGACAAAGUAUGUGGAGCAGUGGCGGCGGCUGCUUACAGCCCAGCGCACAAGAGGCGUGUCAAAGAGUUGGACAAUGUGGUGCGCACACUUUCCCUGGCGUACGGUGCACGCGCAGCCCACAUAUUGCGGAAGCGCAAAGAAGAAGACUUUCCCUUCAUCCUGGACCAUGCGCAUUACAAAGAGAAGAUGGAAGCCUCGCAGAAAGCUGAGGGAUGCAAAAAAGAGCAUGGCGGAGCCAAACUCAACAAACGCCAGCGGCUUUGGCAGUUGCUAGACAACCCGGAGCGUGGGCAUCAAUGGGAGAAGGGCAGCGUGGUAUUGGAGCAGUACUGCGUCAACCAGCCGGAGGCGCGUGUGCGGGAAGAGUGGGGAAUCGGCCGGACAAAGGCAAAGGCAAAGGCAAGCACAAGCAGCAGGAUGAGCCCAUGCGAGACCGUUCCCCGCUUCGACAGGCCAGACACCCGGAACAGCCUUGGGAUAGGGACGAGGCGAGUGCUUCGGAACCUCCUGCGGGUCCGGUACGCCUACGGGAGAGAGGAGAAGAAAGUGCGGCCUCGCACCAAGCUGAGGGUGUUGAUGAAGAGGAAGACGAAAGCCAGCCUCGUACAGUCACGCUGGCAGAAGGACCAGGAGCUGGGCGUACUCGAAGAGGAUAUGCUCUGGAUCGGCUGUGGGACCCUGUGGGCAGGAUGGAUUAAAGUCCUUUUCGACGAGGCGGUGGAGGGCCACUACCACCACUACUUUUAUGGAAGUAUCAUCCGCAGAGCAGAACUGUUCAACCCAUGGUGGCAGGAACAUCGUCAAGAAGCCGGGGUCCUCAGACAGUCCCUGUUUUACCUGGUGGCUAUAACGUCAUGGUUGACCAUGCAAGGGGUUGCUCUAUCGGAUAUCACGGUGAGCAACGUUGGGCGCGACCCGAUGUCAGGAUCGCUACCACGGGCAGUGUUCUUUGACACGGCUGAGUGGUCGACGCUGCAGGAGGAGAAAUACAAGCUAUCAUGCGGCCUCGUACGCAUCCUGGAGAAAUAUGACGAGGAGCUACUGGCAACCAUACGUGGAUUGGUCAGAACGUACGACGGAAAGGCCAGCGCGCUUUGGAUGGCGUGCGUGGGCAAUGUCGGGCCUUUUGCCCAGCACCUACUGGAUGCCGGGAUUGCAAACGAGGAAUCAGAUGGAGGCUACCCGAACUUCGCGCUUUUCCCAUCUGAAGGCAACCAAUGGUUAUCAGCCUGCUGGAUGGUACAUGUGCUGGCUGCUGAGUACGGGCCACCGAAAGAGACCUGUGGUAAGACAAGCGAUGAAAGGCGGAGAAGGGUGGAACCACAGGAAGAGCAAGCCCCUGAGCCGGCGCCACAAGAGUUGCACCCCCCUGAGCCCUUGGUGGACAACCAGGCUCAGGGGAUGAGAAAUCCUGGAGUCGUGCUUCGGGAAAAUCCUCAGCUUGAUCAGCACAAUCCUGAGCACCGCCCUGCAGCUUUGGUGGCAAACCAGGCUGAGAUAGAUGAAGUUCCUGGAAUUGUCCUUCGGGAGAAUCCCUAUGCACCUGAGGCUGGUCCGGUUUUGGGUGACCCAAACCAGGACAGCUGCUCUGAAGAAAGUGAGGAGGAGCCAAUGGUGCCUGAUCCCGUUGUGCAUCCGGAGCCUCCCCCAGCACCGCCAGCUGUGCAUAUGUUGCCCGCCCCGUUGAACUUUGAUGACAUGGAUCAGGAAGUGGGAGCAGCCUUUGCCAUUGCUGAGAGGGCUCGCAAUACCAAGCCAGGGUUGGUGGCUUUCAAAUCCGAUCUGGGCUAUGCUGGUGUUUUCCAGGCCCUCCCCAAGGACCAGAUCCACGUGUGGUUCAAUGACACGGGGGACAACACUGCGGCAUAUAUCCACAAUGGAAGAACCAGGUACGGAUAUGAUGUUGGUGGUGGCUAUGUCUUGAAGGUUGGGACAAAGCAGGCGUUUGGGGAUGAGGUGGCGAUUUCGGCUUUGCUUCCUAAGGUUGCAGCCACCAUCAUUGGGGCUGGUUCCACGACACUGCAGGUGCUGCUCUCUGGGCGACCCUGGGAGUUCAGGUCCCAGUCGAUUGUGGAAAAAGUCGAGCUCCUCACGGAUUUUGGUUCUCGGAACCAGAUCCACCCUCAGUGGUCCUUGUACGCCUUCGCCCUCCUUUUGCAAUUGAGCCGACAUUUUGCUCUUCGCGAUGUGUCAAAAUCCAACCUGGGGAUAAAACCAGGACUCAGUGCCGCUACACCCAUGUUGUGUUUUUUCGACCUCGCGGAUUGGCACUUCGAAGGGCUCAAUGCUGGAAGUUGGUUUCCCAAGUAUAGCUUGCGCAGCUUCAUCGAGGCCCUUCGAUGUGUCUGUGACGUCACGCCGUUGGAGCCGUAUCUCCGCAGGCAGGCGGUGGUCCCUUGCCUCAACGAUAUCAUUGCGGUUCUCCCCGCCGCGCUCAAGGCAAACUUGGAGAUCCAAUUGGUCCUCAUGAACGGCCGAAUCUCUGAUUGGGCUCACCUUGAUGUUCGCCUUCUGCUGAGCCACUGGCAAGUGUUACCCGGCCUAAGCUUGGUGCACCAGGCUGGCAGGGGUGUCGUGAGGGCCAGUGGUGUUACCAGGACAAGGAUGAAUGAUCACUGGAUUGACAUGCCACCACACACCCUCCAUGCUUUGCAAUGCUUGCUUGAUGCAGAUGACCUUCAAAGUCGCACGCAUGCUCUUGACAUCAUUGGGCUCCAAGGGCGGGCCGCUUUGAAGGAAGCCGUCAAGCAGAGUGAAGAGGCCUACAGUCAAUGGCUGGAAGCGGCGUGUAAAGGGGGUAUGAGAGGCAAUGGAGACAACCCCUUGGUUGAAUGGCACGCGUUACAACAUGCAGCAGUUGCCCAAGCCAGGACGCUCCCGCCGAUUACAUGCUCUAUGGUUGAGAAAGCCAUUCAGAAAAUGCCCCAUAAAGCCAUUGGUGCUGACGGGUGGAGUGUACAGAUGUUGCAGAAGUUGGCCCCAGUGCAACUGGAAAGGUUGGCUGCGUUUUUCAACACUUGGGAACGUCAGGGUUGUUUCCCGGCCCAACUUUCUCUUGUUCUGGUCGCUCUCAUCAACAAGUCUGAGGACGAGGAGCGACCGAUUGGACUGACUCCUGUGCCUUACCGCUUAUGGGCCAAACUCCGCUGGCCGGUUUUCAAAGCAUGGCUUGAUAAUUAUGCCGCCACCCAAGACUGGGGCCGCGCUAAGAAGGGCUUAUCAAGUCUUGAUGUUGCGUUGCGCCGUAAAAUGUCGCAUGAGAUCCUGUACCGGAAAAAGAGACACGGUGUAACGGUGCUCUUGGACCUUAAAGCAUUUUAUGAAAAUGUCUCCCACCACAGUUUUGUGGCCCAGGCCCUUGCCCUUGAGGUACCCCCGCUCAUUUUAAAUGCUGCAAUCUCACUUUACAGUGCGCCGCGGUGGAUCAGUGCUGAAAAAUGUAUCUCUGGGCCUAUCAAACCGACGAAGGGUUUGGUAGCUGGUUGCCCCUUUGCCCCGGGACUCAGCAAGAUCCCCUUUGACAGCAUUUUACGCCCGGCAUGGAAUACGGGGCUCGCCAAAACCAUCGACCUCUAUGUUGAUGACACUAGCUUUGACACUGAAGCUGCUAGCCCUGAGGUAGCUGCGCGUAGGGCAGCGCAGCUGUACAAAGCUGUGGUGGGGGGCUUAGAGCAAGCUGGACUUCCCAUCAGCGUCGGCAAGACGGCCUUUGUGUGUUCUUCAAAGAAGGUCGAGGCUGCCUUAAAAGGGUACCUUCCUGAGUCUGAACAAAUCAAGGUCUUUCUUGGAGACUUUGUGAGUGCGUUGGUUGCUGUGCUUUGCUGUCGCUGGAAGUUUGCUGGAGUGCAGGCAGUCGUGGUCAAAGAUCGGCUGAAGGGUCAGCUCGAUGAGAUUUGUUGCAAGGGCAACUCAAAUAGUUUUGCUGCAAGGGCAGCUGAAGAUGGCAAGGGCCAAUAUUCAAGGCUCUGCCUCCAGGGGCCGCAGGAGGAACAGAAGCAGCAGCGACAGCCGUCGCUCAAGACGCAGAUUUCAUUGGUGCAAGUGCCGACUGCGGUCUUCGGCGUGGCGUCUGGGCAACAGACCCAGGCGUCCCUUCCUGCUCAGAAGGGAGCUGAGGCAGCUUCUUCUUGGAAGGACUCCUCCCGGUGGCAAGAACAGUCCACCCCGUGGAAGAGCCAGCAGUCUUCAUGGGGCAAAGGUUGGGGGCAUUCUAAGAACUACGGCUCCAGCAGCUCGUGGCAGGGCUCUGGAGGGAAUCGGCGUGAGAAGUGGGACAAGCCCAAAGGCUGGAACAAAUGGCCCAAGCCUGAGCAAAAGCCGGCUAAGGAGCAGUAUGGGCGAGGGGCUGCCCCCAAGGAGGAGGAGCCGGAGAUUCUCCUCGACCCAGUGGCUGGGAUUUUUGGAGCCCGGCAGCAAGGGCCGCUUGAGAGGCCCGACUCUGCAUUCAACGUUGCGGAGGCGACGGAGGAGGAAGUUCAAGCGGCGGCCAAUCGCAAGGCUGAGCGCGAAGAAGAAGGGUUCCACAGUCAGCUCUGGCAAGGAGCGAUCGCUAAGGCCCUCGCAGACCCCUCGCGACCCAAGUGCGCCCGAGAACUGAUGCGUGAGGGCAUCUUGCGAAGCUGGUGGAACAUGUCCUGGAAGGACGCCCGAGGCCUGAUUGACGGGACCUUGGUGGACGAGUAUCGCGACCGGUUGAUGCUGUACAUGGCAAAGUACAAGAAUCCCACCGAGGUGCCGCAGCCGAUUGUCGAGCGCUGUGCAUGCUUGUUCGCGUGGUUCAAGCAGAACUCCAGGCCGCUGGACAUUGAAGGGGACUUCGAUGCGAUCAUGUUCGCAGUGCCAGGGCAGAAAGUGUUGUGCUUUCGCACAAAGUUGACAGGGCCAUCCUUCCUGGAGCCCGCAAACCACCGCUAUACGAUGACAAUGUCCCACAGCUUGCCGUGGACAGCAGCCAUGGGUGUGGGCGAGUAUGGGGAGAUAACCCCGGGAGACUUCCGACUUCCCGUCGUACGGGACGUCAUCUUCUCGAUGGAAGGGCUCCUGCAGGAGAAUACGCCCCAGGUGCCUUCUGACAGCGAGUCGGAAGGCCAAGAAGUUAACCAGCAUCGUGUUGCUCAGGUCCUGAUUUCCGCAGGACCACCGAAUGUGCAACUCCCCUGGGAACAAGGAAUUUUCAGGGACAUCUUCGCACCUAGACCAGUGGUGUCACUGGACUGGCCAGAGCCCAAGGUUCUUGUCAAUGUGGAUGAAGCCGAACUAUCGUCUACACCAGGUCCCAGCGUUUUGCAAGACAAAGACAAGACGCCAAUCACAGGUGUCUUCAGCUCCUCACCGGGAGCCAAUGUUUUCAGCAAAGUGAUCAAGUGCAAAAAGAAAGAUGAGCCCUUUGAGGAGGCUGUUGCAGGCAUGUGGUUGAAAAACAUGCAGAUGUGGAAACAGCUGUUCGAGGCCUCCCCGUCCACCACUUUUGCCAAAACAUUACAGGAAUUGGACGAAGAGGAGAAGAUGUUGUCCCUUCGUGCCGAUGUGCAAGGGACCUCUGUGGAGGAACCCCUUCUCCCAUCAGAGGAAGCGGUGUACAAGUUCUGCAGAGAGAUAUCCCACAGGAAGAAGGGCAAGCUGGCACCUCAGAGCGUGGUACAAGCGUUGAAGUUUGUGAAAUUUGUGCUUUCCAUUCCAAAUGUGGAGAAUUCCAUCUCCCCCAGGGUCCAAGGCUUGGCCGACCGAGUGGCAGGCGAGCACGAGCCCACACAUCAAGCCCGGGACCUAACAGUGCUUGAAGUUAGGUUUCUGGAAGAGUGUGUUUGGAACGCUGAGCUCCACAUUGUCGAUCGAUUUGCAGCAGGGGUUUUCCUGUUUCAGAUCUUCAGCAGGAACCGUUGGUCGGACAUCAGGCACGUGCGAUCCUUGGAGUUCGAUUUUCUGGAGAUUGGCCCCGAAAUCUGUGGUUUUCUGGAAGGCAGGGCCAGGGAGGUGAAACAGUCCAACAAGAAGAAGAAACUCUCGUUGUUCAUGCCCUUGGUGGCUCCAGUUCGGGGGGUCCACCCGACGGUGGUUUGGGCCAAAGAAUGGCAGAAAGUGGCCGCCGAAGCAGGGAUCGUGCUCUCGAAGACCCCUGUAGGCCCUUUACUACCGGCCACCGCCCCAGACGGUGCCUGGCUGCAGAGGUCCAUCGACUCCGCCGAGGCCUCCAACUGGCUGACGGGACUGCUAAGGAACCGCGACCCCUCAACAGCGAGGGUUACCACACAUUCCUUGAAACACACUGCUCUGGGCUGGUUGAGCAAAUACGGCAUUGUGGGCGAAACACAGACACUCUUGGCACAUCAUUCUACUGGAGCGUUGAGUACAUUAGCUUACUCAAGGGACGCCCUUAGUGGCCCCCUCCGGCAGCUGGAGGAAAUGCUAAAGCAGGUACGGGAGGGCUCGUUUUGCCCGGACGCUACUCGGAGUGGAUACUUUGCCCGUGCCCAAGGAUCAGAGGCAGGUGCGUCUGUUGACCUCGGGUCCUGGUUGCCGAUCAGCAAGGCAGGCAGCUUAGAUGGGCUGCCCGCGAACUCCGAAAGCACGCAUGAGCCUUUGCCAGCUACAGUGGAAGGCUUUGAGGACGAUUUCCUGGGGGUUGGACCGCUUUGCUCCUCGCAAGGGAAGGUUUUUGAGUCACCAAGUGCCAUGCCUGUCUUGGAAGCAUCUGCGCCGUCGGUAGCAGAAGGAGACGAAUCCCCCUCGAAAGAAAGUGAGGAAUUAGACAGGUUGGCUACCGUGACUUCUGGGCUUUGCGAGGCGUUGUUCGAUAAGGUCGACACACAAGGUGCAGAUGAUAACGAGGAGGCAGAGAUCUCGCCCACCACAUCAGCAGACGGGUCCUCCGAGGAAACCUCUGAUGGAGCCUCGUCGGAAGAAAAGGAGGAACCAGCUUCGACCCUGAGCCUACCGGAGGGUUGGAGCGCGAUCCAGAACAAGAAGUCUACCAUGUUACAUCUGUACAAAGUAGGUCAGACGACGCUGAAAUGUGGCAAGUGGAUAAGCGUCAAUUUUGUAGAAAUGGAGAAGCCCUCAGCGAAGCUCCUGUUUGAGUGCCAGACCAUGAGCUUGGCAAACUUGAAGGCAACCGUGGAACAGCAGCCGGACUCAGUGAGAGUAGAGCAAGGGUCGCUGAAAUACCUGCAUCCGAGCAAGAUCCCCACGCGUCGCCAGGAAUUGGCGCAAGGCAAGCCAACCAAGGAACUUGUGCUGGACGCUUCGGGGGAUGGCCUCUCGGUUCAAGACAAAUCCUCUAAAGUAGAGGCCCAGUUGGGGUCAGACAUGGCGACUUACAGGGCGCUGCAAAGACGGGGUCUGGCCUACGACCUCGUUGGCAUUUUGAGUUUCAAGGUGCACGAGAAAUGGCUUCAGAAGGCCUUUGCUACCUUGCAGACCCCACCGCCCCCAGGCUUCAACCGUCCGACGCUGCAGCAGGUCCUGCGAGCAGAUCGGGCCUUGUGGAUGGAGCUUGGCAGCAAACAGCCGACCCUGACAAGGGCAGCGGCGAACGCGCCGCUCGCGGACGCCCGGUGCUUAGAUCAAGUCUUUCUGGAAGCCACCAACACGGUUGCAGUCAUUUCCACUUCAUGCCGACACAUCGUGUGGAAGGGUUCCCAGAUAGAGGAGGCAAAGGCGCUGGCAAGGGCCCCAAGCGCUGGGGCGACGGAAAAGGGUACGGACAAUGGAAAUAUCAGAGGAGGCAAGGGGGAGACCCCCAUGCCGGCCGCCUUGCGAGGCGGUGUGCCGAACGACGAGCAAGGAGAGCCUCUUUGUUUUGGCUUCAACCUAGGUUGCUUCCGGAAGCAUCCCUUCUCUGAGCACAAGCAUUCAGGCCAGGCGGACAGGCCCGAAGAGAGCUGCAAGGACUCGUACCCUGCUGCUUUUGCGAAAGGGCAAGAGAAGCAGCCCCCGCUCAAGCGGGUGGCUGAGCCAAUCCCACAAUUUUCCAAGCCUCCAGCCGAGGCUUCUGCAUUUUCACUUCAGGCGAGUCAUCACGGCGCGCAGAGGUUAUCCCCGAAUUUCGCAGACGAAUCAGAUGGACAGAUCCCGGGCUUCAAGGCGCCAGGAGCCCCGGCGCUGAGAGUGACGCCCCUACUGUCUUCUGCGACGGAUGUGCUGGUGGAGGUGAUUGAGACUCGAGCUGUGCAGUCACGGAGAUGGCUCCAGCGAGCCCAGGAGCUGCAGUUAGCUGAAGACGACUUCAAAGCCAAGCUGCCCGAGCACAUCCGCAGCAGCCUCCGUAACAAGAGAAUACUGCUCUUCAAAGAGAUGCUGGAAGCGUCCCACUACGCCGACAAGGCAGUGGCGGACGACCUGGCACAGGGUUUUGACCUUGUGGGGCAUUUAGACCUUCCGGCAGGCUGGUCCACCGACUUUCGUCCAGCAUUCCUCUCCCUGAAGGACCUGUCCCAACUGACGCAGGAGACGAACCACCAGGUCAUCAAGGAAGUUGAGGACUCAUCUCAGUUCUUGGAAGAACUGUGGCAGAAAAGUCUCGAUGAAGUAUCAAAAGGCUGGUCGGAAGGACCUUUCCGAGAGCAGGACUUGCCACAAGGAGCUGUAGUCAGCAAACGUUUUGCGAUCCAACAAGGGAACAAGGUCAGGCCGAUUGACGACCUGUCCCAGAGCCACAUCAACGAGGCAUUCGGGAGCAUGGGGAAGAUCGAGUUGCAUGACAUUGAGACAAUUGCAGCGUCGGCCAUAUUGUUCUUGAGGCACGCAGGACAAGGACUGCUUGGUAAAACCAUUGACCUGAAAUCAGCAUAUAGGCAACUACCACUGUCCGAAGAGGCACUCAACAUGGCCUACGUGGCUGUCAAGGACCCCAAUUCGGGGGAGGUUCGCUUCUUUAGGCUUCUCUGCCUUCCAUUCGGCGCUGUGGCGGCGGUCCAUGCAUUCAUUAGGGUCAGCCUGGCUAUUUGUCAUAUAGGAAACACGUUUUGGCACUUGCCUUGGAGCUCUUUUUACGAUGACUUCACACUGUUGUCAACACGACAGCUGGCCACUAGCGCAGAGGCCAGUGCAUGUUUUCUGCUAGACUUGCUCGGCUUUGAGUUUGACAGAGACGGAGACAAGGCCCAGCCGUUCCAGGAGGUCUUCAGAUCUUUGGGGGUCGAAUUUGACCUUACAGACAGCAGCAAGCAGAUAAUUAGGAUCCAGAAUACAGCAGAGCGGACCAAAAGUCUCAUCGAAGACCUGGCAGCCUUUCAGGAGCAAGGAGCCUCAAGCCCUAAGACCUGGAAUCGACUGAGGGGAAGGCUGCACUUCGUGGCGGGCCAACUCUCUGGGCGCUUGCCGAAGGGCUUCAUGAGAAGAAUCUCUGACAUCAUCAAUGCCCCCGCAUAUGUCAGGAGACAAAACCAAGCCUCCCUUUGCGCAGCACUGCAGGGGCUACGACACUACAUAGCCGAGGCGUCGCCGAGGAUAGUGCGAGCCCAGACCUCAGAGACGGUGUACGCUUUUACGGACGCCUCGCAAGAAGGACUCCAAGGCCUCGAAAUGGGCCUGGGAGCAAUCCUGUUCAAUCAGGAGGGGCACAUCCUGUGCUGGUUUGGCAUUGUGUUACCGCAUGACCUUGCUGAGAAACUUCUGCAAGGAAAGUCUAAAGUCAUCAACGAGCUCGAGAGCAUAGCUGUUCUCCUGCUAUUCAUUCUAGCCCGAGAGUUUCUGCGGGGGAAACAUGUGAUGUGCUACCUAGACAAUGAGGAGCUUGAGAUGAUCCCGUUCUACGCUCGGGUACCCAGCAAAUCCAACGUGGCGGACGCCCCGUCUCGCCUUGACUUUACAGGACUGCCACACAAUUGCAGGUUCCAAGACCAGGUGCUUCUUGCGGAAAUGGCCAAGCUGGUGAACUCGCUCGUCGGGAUGCACUGGCUGCGCGCCUCCUUCGCGCAUGAAUUGGGGCGCAUGUCGCUGGGCUCGGUAGAUCUGACGAUCGACCAUGCUGCACCUAAGAGGCCGGACCCGGCUUACACGAUUAUCUCCCAGCAUUUCCAAGCGAUCCACCGGUUGCUGUGUUUUAUCCCUGACAGGCAAAAACAGCAUUUUGAUGACAUUCUGCCUGACAUGUGGAUGGAGUACCUGCAUACCGAGUAUCCCUGGAAGCGCGCUGCUGGUCCAGUAGGGGCCCUGCUGUGUUACCUAGUUGACUUGGGGUGGACCCCGGUCAGUGCAUCAGCAUGGAAAUGCCCGGAAGAAACCUUCCAGAUCACCACUAAGGUCGGCAUGCAUCACCUACUGUGCUCCCUUGCCUUGGAAACGGACAGGUGGAGGCAUACUCGCAUUGCCCAGCAGGAUUCCCUUUCGCCCCUCUUGACUGGAAUCGAUUGGCACCCGCUCAAAAAGCUUAGAUGUAGGCUGCCGCCGCAGCAAAAAACUUCGCUCAUGGCGGUGUGGCAGGGUGCAAUCCGGGCAGACCCAUGUGCUACCUGCCUCAAAUGUGGAUGCGCAGCAUCUUUGAAUCAUGUGCUAUGGGAGUGUUCCUGGUGGCUAACCAACCUCCCAGAGCCCCCUGCUUUUGAAAGAUUCAGAAAAGAGUGGCCGAUCUCUUCCUUGUGGUCCAGGGGGAUGACCCCGGCCACCACCUACCCGGAUGAUGGCCAAUGGGUGCGCACAACUGGGGCGUGGAACGAAUCUCAUGUCAUCAGUGGAGAAGGGGUUUAUUUCGCCACCGACGGCUCCCCAGGCCGGUCCAAAGAUGUCCGAUUCCAUCGUUACACGUGGGCUGCAAUUGCCUUUAGAUUGGACAAUGCCGAACCCGCUGUAAUUGCAACGGCAGUUGGUACCUUGCAAACCCCGCUUUCGGUGUUCCGGGCGGAGGCUGCUGCUGUUAAAUUUGUUGCCGAGCACACUCAAGGAGAUGUUGACCUCACAAUGGAUUGUAAAGGGAUUCUCUCUAGGCGGGCCAAUGAGCUGGUCGACCGCCUGGUGGGUGAAGCGGCUGAACAAAGAAGAGAUCCACUCUAUGAGUCCAGCAUAAAGAAGCUGGAUGCUGUGAUCACUCAGGUCAACACCUUGUUGGCCAAGCGCUCUGCAGCCCUUCUCUCUUAUGAUAAGGACCAGGGCCCUCAGGUGCAGUGGCCGGAUAAGGAUGACACCCUGGGGGUGAUUGAGGCUGUUGACGCUGUGCUGGCUGGCUUCUGUAAAAAGGGGUCAGAUAGCAAGGUUCUACUGAUUGGUCAGGCCAAUAUCACCACCUAUCGAAGUGAGAUUCGAACUUGGUUGGUGGAUCGGGAUGAGUCCUUUUGGCUUUUGCAGGAGACACAUGUCACUGAAUCCGACACCAGAGCCCUGGUGAACAAAUUCCAGUCUGUUGGAAAGCAAGCUUGGGCGGGCCCUGCUGCUCCGACCCAGGGAGGAUCUUCAGGGGGCCUCCUCGCCCUGGUUCCUUCCCAUCGUAAUGCGGCGACUGGCCCGGCUUUCCUCUUGGAUGGCAAAGGGUUUGUGUCUGUUUCGAUCAGGUUUAGGGGUUGGGACCUCCUCCUGUUCAACCUUUACCUCCAGUCCGGGGUGGGCCCGACCGGAGGGGUUAACCCAGAGAUCCUUGGGCGGUUGGCUGCGCUCCUCAGCCAAACCAGCACACCCUGGCUGGUUCUUGGUGAUUGGAACUGCCCUCCUGAAGAACUCCUACGAUUUGGAUACGCAGCCAUGGUUAGAGGCCGGAUUGUGGUGCCGACAAGCCCUACAAUCAAUACGGGGGGAACUUUGGAUUAUGCCUUAGCGCUCAUGUAUGUGGUUUGUGGGAUACAUCCCAACCACUUGACCAUGAGUGGGCUUCCUUCAGUGCUGGGGUUGAGGAGCAACUGUUUUCCGCUGCUGCGGGUCGUGGGUGGAAACUGGAAGAUGCGUUCCUUCCCCUGGUUAAAACCAGCAGCCCGGAAAAAAAUUUGGAAAGGCUCGGGGCCGGCCUUUUGGCAGUCCUUCCUCCUCUGGACUUCGAAAGCACUUGGAACUAACCCUGACGUCAGAGUGAUGUCGCUCUUCACUCAGGCGAGGACAAGGAUGAAUGAUCACUGGAUUGACAUGCCACCACACACCCUCCAUGCUUUGCAAUGCCUGCUUGAUGCAGAUGACCUUCAAAGUCACAAGCAAGCUCUUGACAUCAUUGGGCUCCAAGGGCGGGCCGCUUUGAAGGAAGCCGUCAAGCAGAGUGAUGAGGCCUACAGUCAAUGGCUGGAAGCGGCGUGUAAAGGGGGUAUGAGAGGAAAUGGAGACAACCCCUUGGUUGAUUGGCACACGUUACAACAUGCAGCAGUUGCCCAAGCCAGGACGCUCCCGCCGAUUACUGGCUCUAUGGUUGAGAAAGCCAUUCAGAAAAUGCCCCAUAAAGCCAUUGGUGCUGACGGCUGGAGUGUACAGAUGUUGCAGAAGUUGGCCCCAGUGCAACUGGAAAGGUUGGCUGCGUUUUUCAACACUUGGGAGUGUCAGGGUUGUUUCCCGGCCCAACUUUCUCUUGUUCUUGUCGCUCUCAUCAACAAGUCUGAGGAUGAGGAGCGACCGAUUGGACUGACUCCUGUGCCGUAUCGCUUAUGGGCCAAACUCCGCUGGCCGGUCUUCAAAGCAUGGCUUGAUAAGUAUGCCGCCACCCAAGACUGGGACCGCGCUAAGAAGGGUUUAUCAAGUCUUGAUGUUGCGUUGCGCCGUAAAAUGUCUCAUGAGAUCCUGCACCGGAAAAAGAGACACGGUGUAACGGUGCUCUUGGACCUUAAAGCAUUUUAUGAAAAUGUCUUUCACCAUACCUUUGUGGCCCAGGCCCUUGCCCUUGAAGUACCCCCGAUCAUUUUAAAUGCUGCAAUCUCACUUUACAGUGCGCCGCGUUGGAUCAGUGCUGAAAAAUGUAUCUCUGGUCCUAUCAAACCGACGAAGGGCUUGGUAGCUGGUUGCCCCUUUGCCCCGGGACUCAGCAAGAUCCCCUUUGACAGCAUUUUACGCCCGGCAUGGAAUACGGGGCUCGCCAAAACCAUUGACCUCUAUGUUGAUGACACUAGCUUUGACACUGAAGCUGCUAGCCCUGAGUUAGACGCUGCCAAGGAUUUGGGCAUUGAUUGCACUGCUGGUAGAAGGAUGCACUGGCUGCGCGCAUCCUUCGCGCAUGAAUUGGGGCGCAUGUCGCUGGGCUCGGUAGAUCUGACGAUCGACCAUGCUGCACCUAAGAGGCAAAAACAGCAUUUUGAUGACAUUCUGCCAGACAUGUGGAUGGAAUACCUGCACGCCGAGUAUCCUUGGAAGCGCGCUGCUGGUCCAGUAGGGGCCCUGCUGUGUUACCUGGUUGACUUGGGUUGGACCCCGGUCGGCAUGCAUCACCUACUGUGCUCCCUUGCCUUGGAAACGGACAGGUGGAGGCACACUCGCAUUGCCCAGCAGGAUUCCCUCUCGCCCCUCCUGACUGGAAUCGAUUGGCACCCGCUCAAAAAGCUUAGAUGUAGGCUACCGCCGCAGCAAAAAACUUCGCUCAUGGCGGUGUGGCAGGGUGCAAUCCGGGCAGACCCUUGUGCUACCUGCCUCACAUGUGGAUGUGCAGCAUCCUUGACUCAUGUGCUAUGGGAGUGUUCCUGGUGGCUUACCAACCUCCCAGAACCUCCUGCUUUUGAAAAAUUCAGAAAAGAGUGGCCGAUCUCUUCCUUGUGGUCCAGGGGGAUGACCCCGGCCACCACCUACCCGGAUGAUGGCCAAUGGGUGCGCACAACUGGUGCGUGGAAUGAAUCUCAGGUCAUCAGUGGAGAAGGGGUCUAUUUUGCCACCGACGGCUCCCCAGGCCGGUCCAAAGAUGUCCGAUUCCAUCGUUACACGUGGGCUGCAAUUGCCUUUAGACUGGAUAAUGCCGAACCCGCUGUAAUUGCAACGGCAGUUGGUACUUUGCAAACCCCGCUUUCGGUGUUCCGGGCGGAGGCGGCUGCUGUUAAAUUUGUUGCCGAGCACACUCAAGGAGAUGUUGACCUCACAUUGGACUGUAAAGGGAUUCUCUCUAGGAUCCAGGGGAAACCUUCCAUCCACUCGGCUGAUCUUUUUGAGCCAAUCAGGGAGCACUCCCACAGAAUCCGCCCCACUUGGAUUGCGUCGCACCUCUCGGUUCCCAAGUUCAGUGCGAGGUUUGGUGCCAACCAACUUUGGCGUAGGCGGGCCAAUGAGCUGGUCGACCGCCUGGUGGGUGAAGCGGCUGAACAAAGAAGAGAUCCGAUCUAUGAGUCCAACAUAAAGAAGCUGGAUGCUGUGAUCACUCAGGUCAACACCUUGUUGGCCAAGCGCUCUGCAGCCCUUCUCUCUUAUGAUAAGGACCAGGGCCCUCAGGUGCAGUGGCCGGACAAGGAUGAGCAAGCCCCUGAGCCCUUGCCACAACAGUUGCAACCCCCUGAGCCCUUGGUGGACAACCAGGCUCAGGGGGUGAGAAAUCCUGGAGUCGUGCUUCGAAUCGUGCUUCGGGAAAAUCCUCAGCUUGAGCAGCACAAUCCUGAGCACCGCCCUGCAGCUUUGGUGGCAAACCAGGCUGAGAGGGAUGAAGCUCCUGGAAUUGUCCUUCGGGAGAAUCCCUAUGCACCUGAGGCUGGUCCGGUUUUGGGUGCCCCAAACCAGGACAGCUGCUCUGAGGAAAGUGAGGAGGAGCCAAUGGUGCCUGAUCCCAUUGUGCAUCCGGAGCCUCCCCCAGCACCGCCAGCUGCGCAUAUGCUACCCCCCCCGACGAACUUUGAUCAUAUGGAUCAGGAAGCGGGCGCAGCGUUUGCUAUUGCUGAGAGGGCUCGCAAUACCAAGCCAGGGUUGGUGGCUUUUAAAUCCGACCUGGGCUAUGCUGGUGUUUUCCAGGCCCUCCCCAAGGACCAGAUCCAUGUGUGGUUCAAUGACACGGGGGACAACACUGCGGCAUAUAUCCACAAUGGAAGAACCAGGUUCGGAUAUGAUGUUGGUGGUGGCUAUGUCUUGAAGGUUGGGACAAAGCAGGCGUUUGGGAAGGAGGUGGCGUUUUCGGCUUUGCUUCCGAAGGUUGCAGCCACCAUCAUUGGGGCUGGUUCCACGACACUGCAGGUGCUGCUCUCUGGGCGACCAUGGGAGUUCAGGUCCCAUUUGGUGGCUUGGUCGAUCGUGGAAAAAGUCGAGCUCCUCACGGAUUUUGGUUCUCGGAACCAGAUCCACCCUCAGUGGUCCUUGUAUGCCUUUGCCCUCCUUUUACAAUUGAGCCGACAUUUUGCUCUUCGUGAUGUGUCAAAAUCCAACCUGGGGAUAAAACAAGGACUCAGUGCCGCUACACCCAUGUUGUGUUUUUUCGAUCUCGCGGAUUGGCACUUCGAAGGAUUCAACGCUGGAAGUUGGUUUCCCAAGUAUAGCUUGCGCAGCUUCAUCGAGGCCCUUCGAUGUGUCUGUGACGUCACGCCGUUGGAGCCGUAUCUCCGCAGGCAGGCGGUGGUCCCUUGCCUCAACGACAUUAUUGCAGUUCUCCCCGCCGAGCUCAAGGCAAACUUGGAGAUCCAACUGGUCCUCAUGGACGGCCGGGUCUCUGAUUGGGCUCACCUUGCUGCAUUGACUAACCAAUAG
Molecule: messenger RNA, 21231 nt
Organism: Symbiodinium natans
Lineage: Eukaryota; Dinophyceae; Suessiales; Symbiodiniaceae
Source: the annotation of a GenBank genome assembly